AAAAAACAAAAAAAAAUAAAAAUCAUUACCAGACAGCGAUUUUCUCUCUCUUUCUCUGCUUUCUCUUCGUUCCACACCUUCUGAAAAUUUUCUCUUUUGCAUUUUCCCCCAAAUUUCGAUUUCCCUAAAUUUUUGAAACGAUUUAGGGUUUUGGUUUUUUAUCAUUUCUUGUUUGUUUCCUCCAUUAACAACAUCCAUGGGAAAAGCAAAUCAAUAGGUUGUUGAUGUUCUAGAAGGUUCUGGAAUCGGUGGAGUUAGGGUUUUUGCGGUGAGAUCGAUUUGCCGGAAGUUUUUGGAGAGCUUAAUCUCCAGCGACAAUGGCGGCCGACUUGCCGAUGAGCCCUCAGUUGGAGCAGAUCCACGGUGAAAUCCGCGAUAAUUUCCGUGCCUUAGCAAAUGGCUUCCAGAGACUGGAUAAGAUCAAAGACUCCAAUAGACAAAGUAAACAACUGGAGGAACUUACAGUAAAGAUGAGGGAGUGUAAAAGAUUAAUCAAGGAGUUUGAUCGUGAACUUAAAGAUGAGGAAGGCAGAAAUCCUCCUGAGGUUAAUAAGCAACUCAAUGAUGAGAAGCAAUCUAUGAUCAAAGAGCUGAAUUCAUAUGUGGCAUUGAGAAAAACGUAUAUGAGUACCCUUGGUAAUAAGAAAGUGGAGCUCUUUGAUAUGGGAGCAGGAGUUAGUGAACCUACAGCUGAUGACAAUUUUCAAGUAGCAUCAGCAAUGUCAAAUCAAGAACUUGUCAAUGCUGGAAUGAAGACAAUGGAUGAGACCGAUCAGACCAUUGAACGCACUAAAAAGGUUGUUGAACAAACAAUUGAAGUGGGAACUGAAACUGCUGUUCAAUUAAAGGGUCAAACUGAUCAAAUGGGCCGUAUUGUUAAUGAGCUGGAUACAAUUAACUUCUCAAUUAAGAAGGCCUCCCAGCUUGUGAAGGAGAUUGGUAGGCAGGUGGCUACAGAUAAGUGCAUCAUGCUUUUUCUAUUACUUAUUGUCUGUGGUGUAAUAGCCAUUAUUGUUGUCAAGAUUGUGAACCCCAAUAACAAAAACAUCAGGGACAUAGGAUUGGCGCCUCCAGCUCCAACAAGGAGGCUUUUAUAUCUGAGGGAAGCAGAAUACUUCAAUUAGAUUCAUUAUUUCAGAGAAGCAGUUUUCCAUCCGGUUAUGAUUCAUGUUCUAGUUGAGGGAAGGGAGGCCAGAGGAUCGCUGUUUGUGGGCAUCAAUUGUUUUUUUUUUGUUUUUCUUUUUCUUCACAUUUCCAUGAUUUUAUAUAUUCUUGCCUGAUAUGUGCAUAUCCUGUUUGUGACUCUCUUUUAUGUGUAAAUCACAUGAGUCCAUUUUGCUUUCUUUUGAAUACCAUGGUUUCUCUGUGUAAACCUUUCAAGACUAUUGUAGUCUUAGAAAGAGAAGGCUGCUGUGAAAUUCCACCCUACAUGUCCCUUUGAAGGAAAUGUAUGUUCAUCUCAAUGUGUGUAUACGCGAUGUUGUAUUUUCUGGUCAGUGACUAUGGGUCUGACAUGUAUAAAAUUAUGCUGCACUCUUCCUCCUGAAA
Quercus robur (English oak) is the source of this 1548-nucleotide messenger RNA. RefSeq names its product novel plant SNARE 13. Gene Ontology annotation, cellular component: endoplasmic reticulum membrane; ER to Golgi transport vesicle membrane; Golgi apparatus. NCBI's taxonomy places the organism in Eukaryota, Viridiplantae, Streptophyta, Magnoliopsida, Fagales, Fagaceae. Gene Ontology annotation, molecular function: SNAP receptor activity; SNARE binding. Gene Ontology annotation, biological process: vesicle fusion; retrograde vesicle-mediated transport, Golgi to endoplasmic reticulum. The record is from RefSeq and is a predicted model, not a curated record. The transcript has 10 exons. Bases 318 to 1124 code for a protein of 268 amino acids.